Messenger RNA from Camellia sinensis, 6773 nucleotides. Its product is annotated as phosphatidylinositol 4-kinase alpha 1. Lineage: Eukaryota; Viridiplantae; Streptophyta; Magnoliopsida; Ericales; Theaceae. Gene Ontology annotation, biological process: phosphatidylinositol phosphate biosynthetic process; phosphatidylinositol-mediated signaling. Gene Ontology annotation, cellular component: plasma membrane; cytoplasm. Gene Ontology annotation, molecular function: 1-phosphatidylinositol 4-kinase activity. The record is from RefSeq and is a predicted model, not a curated record.
ACGGAGGGAGAGAUGCAAAUAAAACACUCCCGAAGAUCUGGAAAAGGCGCGAGUUGUGCCUCGUACCCCAAAUACAGGACAGGCACCCCAACCAAUACCGUACCGAUAUAUAGAAAGAAAGAAAACGCAGAUACAGAAAAAUGGCGAAGCAGUAGAACAGCGACGCCACAAGACGUCUCUCAACUCCGAACCAUUCCAAAGACGAUCAUCAUCAACAACAAUAGCACCACCGAUCCUCCUUCCAAACCCUAAUUACGCAAUUCUCUCUCUCUCUCUAGAUCUCGCCUUUCAUCGCCGGAGCUUAAGUUGAGCUCCGAGUCUCGAUUCCUCCGAAACCCUAACAUGUGAAACCAUAAUCUCUCUCUCUCUCUCUCUCUACAUUUGUAUGCAUUGUUUUUCUCUCUAGACUUGUGAUGUGGUGGCGUUUAUCAAGCAAUGUGAGACUUGAUUGUUGAGGACUAUAAAUCCUUGGUUUUUGUUGAAUUGGGCAUUGGAUGGGAAUGGAGCCUUUGAUCGAGCUCUGUGACUUGAUUGCACAGAAACCUGACCAAUUCGCCGAUAAACUCACCUGGAUGUGCGGCAGAUGCAUCCAGCCUGAGUCUCUCCUCGCCGGAUCUCCUAGGGUUUCUCGUGCUCAGCUCAAUGCCUUGGUUGCCCUCGCUCGAUUUCUCUCCAAAUGCCCUAAUCACACCGAUCAGCGUCCCGAAUACGUCGUUUCGGAGUUUCUCCGCUCGAUUCCUGCUUCCUUCAAUCAAUCUUUCUGGCCUCAGUCGUUCGGGACCGAUUCAAUUGCUUCGUUUUACGCCGAUUUCUUGGCUUACGUCUCGAAAGCCACUGAAUUGUCGUCGGAUUUCGCCGCCGAUGUUGCGGAGUUCAUGGGAGAUAUUGUGAUGUCAGCCGUUGGCAAUGAGACUGGAGAUUUGAGGAUUUCUAGGGCAUUCUUGAGAGCUCUGUCUCAGAGUUUCCUGCCAAUUCUAAUUUCCGAUGCUGAUAAAUUGGUUGCAUAUCUUCUUGAUCACUUCGUGAGUGACGUCCCGAAUUCAUUUCAGAGUUCACCUAUUUUUGCAAGUCCACAAAAUCAUGUAUCUGGGUCGUCUAGCAGUUCAGCAUCCAGAGAAUCAGCGAUGAAUGGGUAUAGCGUUGCGUGGAAGAGUAGUGUGGAUCAGUUGGUAACAAGUAUUGGGAAUGUUGGGUUCAAUGAUGGAGGAGGCAAUGCCGCGGGCUAUAAGCAACUGGUUGUCACUUUUGAGGGGGAGCCUGUGGAGAGGCUCGAGAAACAAGAAAUUGCGUUUAAAUUGAUUGCACACAUCUUAGAUAAAGUAUUCAUCGAUACCAAACUGUUGGACCAGGUGAUGAUAAUCGCGAAGGAGCAGCUCCAGUCAAUGUCUGCUUUUCUAAAGAUAAGGAAGAAUGAUUGGAAUGAACAAGGAACAGUACUUAAAGCUAGAAUCAAUACAAAAUUAUCUGUUUUCCAAGCUGCAGCUAGGUUAAAAAUUAAAAGUCUUGCAUCCCUUAAUUGUGACGGAAAGUCAUCAAAGAAGUUGCUUCUCAGUACUCUUGCACUGUUGGUAGACAAUGCAGAAGCUUGUUUAUUUUCAGUGUGGCGAAAAUUGAGAAUAUGUGAAGAGCUCUUCAGUUCUUUGCUUUCCGGAAUUACCCAAAUUUCUGUCACUCGUGGGGGUCAGCUGCUACGUGUUUUGCUAAUUCGACUUAAACCUCUUGUGCUAGCCACAUGUGCGCAGGCUGACACUUGGGGCAACAGCCAGGGAGCCAUGUUUGAGAGUGUACUGAAAACAAGCUGCGAGAUAAUUGAAUUUGGUUGGAGCAAGGACCGGUCUCCUGUGGACAGUUUUAUCGUGGGAUUAGCUACGAGUAUUCGCGAACGAAAUGAUUAUGAGGAAGAGAAUGGGAAAGAGAAGCAACCAGCUCCUGUUGUGCAGCUUAAUGUUAUACGCUUGCUAGCUGAUCUGAAUGUUUGUGUUAAGAAGCCUGAAGUGGUAGACAUGAUAUUGCCACUAUUCAUUGAAACAUUAGAAGAGGGGGAUGCUUCAACUCCUGGCCAGUUACGUCUACGACUUCUUGAUGCUGUUUCUCGCAUAGCGAGUCUGGGAUUUGAAAAGUCUUAUCGUGAAACUAUUGUUCUGAUGACAAGAAGCUAUUUGAGUAAACUCUCCAGUAUUGGCUCAGCUGAAAGUAAAACCCUAGCACCAGAAGCCACAACAGAACGUGUUGAGACUCUUCCUGCAGGAUUUCUUUUAAUUGCUAGUGCUCUUUCCAGUUCUAAAUUGCGGUCAGACUAUCGUCAUCGUCUGCUAUCCUUGUGCUCAGAUGUAGGCUUGGCUGCUGAGUCUAAAAGUGGAAGGAGUGGAGCAGAUUUUCUUGGACCUCUACUUCCUGCUGUUGCUGAAAUAUGUUCGGAUUUUGUUCCUAGUGUAGAUGUGGAACCUUCAGUUCUAAAGUUUUUUCGUAACCUGUGGUUCUACAUUGCUCUUUUCGGGUUGGCCCCUCCCAUAAUGAAAACUGAGGUUCCAAUGAAGUCUGUUUCCACUACACUGAAUAGCGUGGGGAGUAUGGGUGUAAUUGCCCUUCAAGCCGUGGGUGGACCAUAUAUGUGGAAUACUCAAUGGUCUUCUGCUGUCCAGCGCAUUUCUCAAGGGACCCCACCCCUUGUUGUUAGCUCUGUAAAAUGGCUUGAAGAUGAGUUGGAGCUUAAGGCUCUUCAUAAUCCUGGUAGUCAACGAGGGAGUGGCAAUGAGAAAGCUGCUGUAACCCAAAGAACUGCUCUUUCUGCUGCUCUAGGAGGGAGAGUUGAGGUGGCAGCAAUGAGUGGCAUUUCAGGUGUGAAGACUACUUAUCUCCUUGCGGUAGCUUUUUUAGAGAUAAUACGAUUUAGCAGCAACGGUGGCAUUCUUAAUGGUGAUCCUAGUUUAACUGCUCCUAGAAGUGCCUUUGGCUGUGUGUUUGAAUACCUGAAAACUCCAAACCUCAUGCCGGCUGUUUCCCAGUGCUUGACAGCAAUUGUCCAUCGGGCUUUUGAAACAGCAGUUUUGUGGCUGGAGGAUCGGACAUCUGGGGCAGGCAAUGAAGCCAAGAUUAGAGAGUCUACUCUUUAUGCACAUGCAUGUUUUCUCAUAAAUAAUAUGGCUCAAAGGGAAGACCAGAUUCGGGAUAUCUCAGUUAACUUGUUGACUCGACUUAGAGAUAAGUUUCCACAGAUCCUGUGGAACUCUUCCUGUCUAGAUUCCCUACUAUUUUCAGUGCAUAAUGACCCACCCUCAGCUGUUGUACAUGAUCCUGCAUGGAUGGCUAAUGUUCGCUCUUUGUACCAAAGAAUUGUUCGGGAAUGGAUUGUUAUUUCACUUUCAUAUGCUCCAUGCACUAGCCAGGGUCUUCUUCAGGAAAAGCUCUGUAAAGCAAACACAUGGCAAAAAGCGCAGUCUGCCUCUGAUGUUGUUUCUCUUCUGACUGAGAUACGGAUUGGUACUGGUAAAAAUGAUUGGAGUGGCACAAAAACUGCAAAUAUUCCAGCGGUGAUGGCUGCUGCUGCUGCUGCAUCUGGAGCAAACUUGAAAUUGAUGGAGGCCUUUAACUUGGAGGUGCUCAAUACAGGUGUAGUUAGUGCAACAGUCAAGUGUAACCAUGCUGGAGAAAUUGUGGGCAUGAGAAGGUUGUAUGAAAGCAUUGGUGGAGUUCAACCAGAGACUUCACAAACUGGCUUUGGGCUUGGUAUUAACCUUCAAAAGUUGAGAUCUGGAGUGUUUUCUCAGCAACCACCCCAGCAAAAUGAUGCUUUUAAUGAGAUUAUGCUGACCAAGUUUGUGCGUCUACUUCAACAGUUCGUUAACAUUGCAGAGAAAGGUGGGGAAGUGGAUAAAUCAUUGUUUCGUGAAACUUGCUCCCAGGCUGCUGCAUUGCUUCUUUCAAAUCUGGGUUCUGAUAAAAAAUCAAAUAUGGAGAGCUUUUCACAACUUUUACGUCUUCUUUGCUGGUGUCCAGCGUACAUUUCCACUCCCGAAGCAAUGGAGACUGGUAUAUUUAUCUGGACAUGGUUAGUUUCUGCUGCUCCUCAAUUGGGAUCUCUUGUUCUUGCUGAGCUUGUUGAUGCUUGGUUGUGGACAAUCGAUAUGAAACGAGGUCUCUUUGCAUCAGAAGUGAGGUAUUAUGGACCUGCUGCAAAAUUGAGGCCUCAUCUUGCACCUGGAGAGCCAGAAAUGCCACCAGAAAAGGAUCCUGUCCAACAAAUAAUUGCUCAUAGACUGUGGCUUGGAUUUUUUAUUGACCGUUUUGAGGUAGUUCGACAUGAAAGUGUUGAGCAACUCUUACUUCUUGGUCGGAUGUUACAAGGGACCACAAAGCUUCCCUGGAACUUUUCACGCCAUCCAGCUGGUACUGGAACUUUUUUUACCUUGAUGCUGCUUGGGCUGAAGUUUUCCUCAUGCCAGUCCCAGGGCAAUCUGCAAAACUUCAGAACAGGACUUCAGCUGCUUGAAGACAGGAUAUAUCGAGCCUCUUUGGGCUGGUUUUCCCAUGAGCCUGAAUGGUAUGAUCUGAACAGCAUAAAUUUUUCCCAGAGUGAAGCUCAAUCUGUCUCUGUAUUUGUUCAUCAUCUUUUGAAUGAGCAAGUGGAUGCUCCCCAACUUGAUCCAAAAGGACGUGGACGUGAAAACGGGAGCUCUUUGAGUGAUUUGAAGGAUCAUUAUCACCCUGUUUGGGGCCAUAUUGAGAACUAUACUGCUGGAAGAGAAAAGCGGAAGCAGUUACUCUUGAUGUUAUGCCAACAUGAAGCCGAUAGGCUUGAAGUUUGGGCACAACCUGUUACCUCAAAGGAAAAUACACCUUCUCGUCCUAAAAUUACAUCAGAGAAAUGGAUUGAAUAUGCCAGAACUGCGUUUUCUGUUGAUCCACGGAUAGCACUAUCCUUGGCCUCGAGAUUCCCUACAAAUACUUUCUUGAAGGCUGAAAUGACUCAGCUGGUUCAGUCGCAUAUAUUGGAGCUCCGCUGCAUACCUGAAGCAUUGCCAUAUUUCGUUACUCCAAAGGCUGUUGAUGAAAAUUCAUCACUUUUGCAACAACUGCCGCACUGGGCUGCUUGUUCGAUCACACAAGCUCUUGAAUUUCUUACUCCAUCAUAUAAAGGUCAUCCCCGUGUGAUGGCUUAUAUUCUCAGAGUUUUGGAGUCUUAUCCUCCUGAGCGAGUAACCUUUUUCAUGCCACAGCUAGUACAGGCCCUACGAUAUGAUGAUGAGCAAUUAGUAGAAGGUUAUUUGCUUAGAGCUGCUCAAAGAAGUGACAUAUUUGCUCAUAUUCUAAUAUGGCAUUUACAAGGUGAGACAGUACCGGAAUCAGGGAAAGAUGAAGGAUGUGCGAAGAAUAGUUCGUUUCUAGAGCUAUUGCCUGUUGUUAGGCAACGAAUAAUUGAUGGAUUCACUCCCAAGGCCACUGAUGUUUUUCGAAGAGAAUUUGAUUUCUUUGAUAAACUGACAUCUAUAUCCGGUGUUCUCUUUCCACUUCCAAAGGAGGAACGGCGAGCUGGUAUACGGAGAGAGUUGGAGAAAAUUGAAGUGGAAGGAGAAGACCUUUACCUACCUACUGCUCCUAAUAAAUUAGUCAAAGGUAUUCAGGUUGACAGUGGAAUACCCCUACAAUCAGCAGCAAAAGUUCCUAUUAUGAUCACAUUUAAUGUGGUGGAUAAGGAUGGAGAUUGGAAUGUUACAAAACCCCAAGCUUGCAUCUUCAAGGUCGGAGAUGAUUGUCGGCAAGAUGUUCUUGCUUUACAAGUAAUUUCACUUCUUAAAGACAUAUUUGAAGCAGUUGGAAUUAACCUCUAUUUGUUUCCUUACGGAGUUCUUCCUACUGGCCCAGAGAGAGGAAUAAUUGAGGUUGUACCAAAUGCACCGAGCAGAAGUCAGAUGGGUGAAACCACUGAUGGUGGUUUGUAUGAGAUUUUUCAACAGGACUUUGGGCCAGUUGGUUCUCGCAGCUUUGAAACUGCUCGUGAGAAUUUCAUAAUUAGCAGUGCUGGGUAUGCCGUUGCCAGCCUUUUGCUUCAACCGAAGGAUAGACACAAUGGAAAUCUUUUGUUUGACAUUGAGGGUAGACUUGUUCAUAUUGAUUUUGGUUUUAUCCUGGAAACUUCACCGGGUGGAAAUAUGCGUUUCGAAAGUGCGCACUUUAAGCUGAGUCAUGAGAUGACUCAAUUACUCGAUCCGUCUGGGGUAAUGAAAAGUGACACUUGGAACCAGUUUGUGAGCCUAUGCGUGAAGGGUUAUCUUGCUGCCCGUCGCUACAUGGAUGGCAUUAUCAACACGGUAUUGAUGAUGAUCGACAGUGGAUUGCCUUGCUUCAGCAGAGGUGACCCAAUUGGAAAUCUUCGCAAGAGAUUUCAUCCAGAAAUGAGUGAGCGUGAGGCUGCCAACUUCAUGAUCCGCACGUGCACCGACGCCUACAACAAGUGGACCACUGCUGGGUACGACUUGAUACAAUAUUUGCAGCAGGGCAUUGAAAAAUGAGCAAACUUUUCCAGGUUUGUUUUCUAAUUGUAUAUGAUGAUUGCUUGUAAUUCUAUUGUUUUAUUCACUGUAGCUGCAUUUUUUUAUUUUAUUUAUAAUUUUUUUUUCGUGGGGGAUUACCGGUGAGAGGUGUGUAAAAUCAGCAAACACGGAAAUGAGCUGUUUGUGGUUGUGCAGUGGGAUUGGAAUUCCUUGUGAGGUGUGUAAAAAAUACAGUUUGUAACUUCUAAUCAAAAUGAAAUUCAGGUUUUGUUGCAAUGGCCA